ACAGCGGUGCUGGAGCGCUUUUUAAAAGCGCCUGGGGUGACAUGAACCCAUUGAGAAGUAAACUGGCCAUCGACAACUUGAAGACCUAGUCGUGCACUGCUAACAUGGGCUUCCUCAGUGCGGCCAUCCUCUCAGCCGCCGCCCUGGCGUCGCUGGCGGCCGCCGCCAGCAUUCCCCACAGCAAUGUGAAGCGUCAAGUCUCGCAGCUCCGGAGCAAGUAUGACUUUGUCAUCGUUGGCGCAGGCACGAGUGGCCUCACCGUGGCCGACAGGCUAUCGGCGGCCUUUCCAAACAAAACGGUGCUCGUCAUCGAGUAUGGCGAUAUUCAUUUCGCCCCUGGAGUCUUUGACCCGCCAACCAACUGGAUGGAGGCUAUCCCCAACCCCGUCCCUUCAUGGAGCUUCUUCUCCCUCCCCAACCCGGAUAUGGGAAACCAGACAGCGUUCGUCAUGGCUGGCCAAGUGGUCGGCGGCAGCAGUGCGAGCAACGGCCAGUUCUUUGACCGUGGCUCGCGCUUCGAUUACGACGCUUGGCUCGACGUCGGCGGCCUGGAGUUUGCGGGGAAGAGUAUCAAGUGGAAUUGGAACGGCAUAUUUCCCUACUUCAAGAAAAGUGUGACGUUUACCGAGCCGCCACCAGCCGUCGCCCAGCAGUACAACUACACGUGGGAUGUGAGCGCAUAUGGGGGCACUACCCCGAUCUACUCCACCUUCGCGGCUUUCCAAUGGGCGGAUCAGCCUGUUCUUAAGAAAGCGUGGAAGGAGAUGGGCAUCAACUCCCAAGGGGAGUGUGCUGGUGGAGACAAGGAGGGAAUCUGCUGGGUACCUGCGUCGCAGGACCCCCUGACGGGAAGGAGGUCGCAUGCCGGGCUCGGCCACCACGCCGACGUGGUCCCAAGGUCCAACUACGAUCUCCUCGUCAAGCAUCAGGUUGUCCGUGUGGCGUACCCUAAGGGGCCGAAGUAUGGCCCUCCGCUCGUCGAGGUCCGCUCCCUUGUUGACAACCAUCUCUUCAACGUGACGGUCAAAGGCGAGGUCGUCAUCUCGGCCGGAGCCUUCCACACGCCAACCGUGCUCCAGCGCAGCGGCAUUGGUCCGGCCUCAUUUCUCGCCAGCGCCGGAAUCCCGCUCGUUCUCGACUUGCCCGGCGUCGGCUCCAAUCUUCAAGACCACGGCGGCCCGUCCGUCACCUGGAACUACAGCCAGCCCUACUCCUUCUACCCACUCCCGGCCGACCUCGCCAACAACGCCACCUUCAAAUCCGAAGCCAUUGCCGCCUUCGACGACACCCCCUCUCACGGACCCUACACCAUCGCCAUGGGCAACAGCGCCAUCUACGUCUCCCUCCCGCACAUGACGCCCAACUCGCAAGCUAUCAUCAACCGCAUCCGGCAGAUCGCCACCACCCCAGGCGCCGCCGCCUCCUACCUGCCGCCCGACAUCCGCUCCUCCCCAGUCAUGGUCGCGGGCUACAUCGCCCAGCUGCUCACGCUAGCCAACGCCUUCUCCAACCCGGCCUUCCCCAGCCUUGAAACGCCCUGGGCCACGUCGGUCGCGCCCGCCUCGGCCGUGUCCUUUUUGCUCCACCCGCUCAGCAGGGGCACAGUCCGCCUGAAUCUGACCGAUCACGUCGCGCAGCCGGUGCUGGAUUACCGCGCGGGUUCGAACCCGGUGGACAUCGACAUCCAACUGGCGCAGGUGCGGUUUCUGCGGAGGUUGCUCGCCACGCCGACGAUGCAGGGAUAUGGCGCGAGCGAGAUUGCGCCGGGGGCGGAUGUCGCGGCGGAUGAUGCGCUGCUGGCUGAGUAUGUGAGAAGGCAGAGCAUCCUGUCGUUUCAGCACCCUUGCUGUACGGCGGCUAUGUUGCCCAAGGGGAGGGGUGGUGUGGUGGGGGUUGAUUUGAAAGUGCAUGGCGCUGCUGGCCUGAGGGUGGCUGAUUUGAGCAUUGCGCCGUUGUUGGUCGGGAGUCAUACUAGUUCGACGGCCUAUGCGAUUGGGGAGAAGGUGAGUUUCUGAUCCUCGGGUGGUGUGGAGGGUGGUUAGAGACGUUAAACUGACCGGGUUGCUGACCAUGAUGAACAGGCGGCGGAUAUCAUUAUUCAGGCAUGGUCGUAACGGCAAGGUAUUCAGGCAGCCGCCUGGGCUUGGUUGGAGUUGUUCAUGUUUCU
Molecule: messenger RNA, 2167 nt
Organism: Parathielavia appendiculata
Lineage: Eukaryota; Fungi; Ascomycota; Sordariomycetes; Sordariales; Chaetomiaceae
Product: GMC oxidoreductase
Exons: 3
Coding region: 105-2015 (636 amino acids)
Biological process (GO): secondary metabolite biosynthetic process
Molecular function (GO): flavin adenine dinucleotide binding; oxidoreductase activity, acting on CH-OH group of donors
Source: RefSeq, a predicted model, not a curated record